GACCCAGAUCUCACAUGACGUAGAUCCUCACGUGACCAAACGCUUACGUGAGCAGAAGUAGUUCUGGUCGUCGUCUACCGUCUCGCUAUAAGCCGUUUGAGGGAAGAAAGAGGAAAAUUAUCCGGUAUCGUUAGAGCUACACUGAAAUUACACUGAACCGAGCCUGCCAGCAAGAGCCCAACAGUCACCAUGAUGCUGAGCACAGAAGGCAGGGAGGGGUUCGUGGUGAAGGUCAGGGGCCUGCCCUGGUCCUGCUCAGCUGAUGAAGUGAUGCGCUUCUUCUCUGAUUGCAAAAUCCAAAAUGGCACAUCAGGUAUUCGUUUCAUCUACACCAGAGAAGGCAGACCAAGUGGUGAAGCGUUUGUCGAACUUGAGUCCGAAGAUGAAGUGAAAUUGGCUCUGAAGAAGGACAGAGAAACUAUGGGACACAGAUACGUUGAAGUGUUCAAGUCCAACAGUGUUGAAAUGGAUUGGGUGUUGAAGCAUACAGGUCCAAAUAGUCCUGAUACUGCCAAUGAUGGCUUCGUCCGGCUUAGAGGACUCCCAUUUGGCUGUAGCAAGGAAGAGAUUGUUCAGUUCUUUUCUGGGUUGGAAAUUGUGCCAAAUGGGAUGACACUGCCGGUGGACUUUCAGGGGCGGAGCACAGGGGAGGCCUUUGUGCAAUUUGCUUCACAGGAGAUAGCUGAAAAGGCCUUAAAGAAACACAAGGAAAGAAUAGGGCACAGGUACAUUGAAAUCUUCAAGAGUAGCCGAGCUGAAGUGCGAACCCACUACGAUCCCCCUCGAAAGCUCAUGGCUAUGCAGCGGCCGGGUCCCUAUGAUAGGCCAGGGGCUGGCAGGGGGUAUAAUAGCAUUGGCAGAGGGGCUGGGUUUGAAAGGAUGAGGCGGGGUGCCUAUGGUGGAGGGUAUGGAGGCUAUGAUGACUAUGGUGGCUAUAAUGAUGGGUAUGGCUUUGGGUCUGAUAGAUUUGGAAGAGACCUCAAUUACUGUUUUUCAGGAAUGUCUGAUCAUAGAUAUGGAGAUGGUGGGUCCAGUUUUCAGAGCACCACAGGGCACUGUGUACACAUGAGGGGAUUACCUUACAGAGCCACUGAGAAUGAUAUUUACAAUUUUUUCUCACCUCUUAACCCCAUGAGAGUACACAUUGAAAUUGGACCCGAUGGCAGAGUUACUGGUGAGGCAGAUGUUGAAUUUGCUACUCAUGAAGAUGCUGUGGCAGCUAUGGCAAAAGACAAAGCUAACAUGCAACACAGAUACGUGGAGCUCUUCUUGAAUUCUACCGCAGGCACAAGUGGGGGUGCUUAUGAUCACAGCUACGUAGAGCUCUUUUUGAAUUCUACAGCAGGGGCAAGUGGUGGUGCUUAUGGUAGCCAAAUGAUGGGAGGGAUGGGCAUAUCCAACCAGUCUAGUUAUGGAGGUCCUGCUAGCCAGCAGCUGAGUGGUGGUUACGGAGGUGGUUAUGGUGGUCAGAGCAGUAUGAGUGGAUAUGACCAAGUUCUGCAGGAAAACUCCAGUGACUAUCAAUCAAACCUCGCUUAGAGAAGGAGUAAUAAACAACAGCAACAAAUAACAGCCGUGCAUUUAUGGGAGUUGACUAGAAUGGGAAUGAUGUCAGGCAUAUCCAGUAUGAUUGGUAAAUGGGAAAUAUUGAUUCUGAUCACUCUUGGUCAGCUAGCUUCCUUUUCUUUUUCCUCCCUCCCUCCCUCCCUCCCUCUCUUUCUUUCUUUCUUUCUUUCUUUCUUUCUUUCUUUCUUCCUUCCUUCCUUCCUUCCUUCCUUCCUUCCUUCCUUCCUUCCUUUUGCUUUCUCCUUUUUUUUAAGAAAACAAACAAAAAUUAAGUUUAACGGUUUCGCAUUACUGGCUUGUGAUUCAUGCUUACUGUAAAGUGGAAGUCAAGAUUGUUUUAAAACUUCAAGCUCAGUAAUUUUGAACACUGAAACAUUCACCUAGGAUGUAAUAACAAAGUUCAGUAUUGACCAUAACUGUUAAAACAACUUUAAGCUUUCCUCAAGUUAGUUAUGUUGUAGGAGUGUACCUAAGCAGUAAGCGUAUUUAGGUUAAAGCAAUUUCACUUAUGUUAAAUGUUGCUCUUAUACCACAAUACAUUGAAAACUUUGGAUGCAUGUUGAGAAACAUGCUUUUCUGUAAAACUCAAAUAUAGGAGCUGUGUCUACGAUUUAAAGUGAAAACAUUUGGCAUGUUUGUUAAUUCUAGCUUUUCGGUUUAAUAUCCUAUAAGGCACGUGAGUGUACACUUUUACUUUUUUUUUUAAAAAAAACGCUCUGGGAAAAUUUUGAGAUGUAAUACCAAUACUUUAGGAGUUUGGUCAUGUCGUUUGUAUGAAAUUCUGAGGCUUUGGUUUAAAUCUUUCCUUGUAUUGUGAUUUCCAUUAGAUGUAUUGUACUAAGUGAAACUUGUUAAAUAAAUCUUCCUUUUGAAA
Molecule: messenger RNA, 2440 nt
Organism: Physeter macrocephalus (sperm whale)
Lineage: Eukaryota; Metazoa; Chordata; Mammalia; Artiodactyla; Physeteridae
Gene: HNRNPH2
Product: heterogeneous nuclear ribonucleoprotein H2
Exons: 2
Coding region: 190-1539 (449 amino acids)
Cellular component (GO): ribonucleoprotein complex
Molecular function (GO): RNA binding
Source: RefSeq, a predicted model, not a curated record